Molecule: messenger RNA, 695 nt
Organism: Zingiber officinale
Lineage: Eukaryota; Viridiplantae; Streptophyta; Magnoliopsida; Zingiberales; Zingiberaceae
Product: MADS-box transcription factor 3-like
Exons: 7
Coding region: 15-695 (226 amino acids)
Biological process (GO): positive regulation of transcription by RNA polymerase II
Cellular component (GO): nucleus
Molecular function (GO): DNA-binding transcription factor activity, RNA polymerase II-specific; protein dimerization activity; RNA polymerase II cis-regulatory region sequence-specific DNA binding
Source: RefSeq, a predicted model, not a curated record
UGCGAGAUCGAUCGAUGGGGCGAGGGAAGAUUGAGAUCAAGCUCAUCGAGAACACGACGAACCGGCAGGUUACCUUCUGCAAGCGCCGGAACGGCCUCCUCAAGAAGGCUUACGAGUUGUCCGUCUUGUGCGAGGCUGAGGUCGCACUCAUCGUCUUCUCCAGCCGCGGACGCCUCUAUGAGUACGCCACCAACAGUGUAAGAGCAACAAUUGAGAGGUAUAAGAAAGCAAGUAGUGGUACCGCCAACGGUGGUCAAGCUUCAGAAGUCAAUGCUCAGUAUUACCAGCAGGAAUCAUCAAAACUCCGUCAGCAAAUUAACCAAUUACAGAGUACAAACAGAAACUUGCUUGGUGAGUCUCUUGCCUCCAUGAGCCUACGAGACAUCAAGCAACUUGAGACCAGGUUGGAGAAAGGCAUAACUAAAAUACGAUCCAAGAAGAAUGAGUUGAUGCUUGCCGAAAUCAAUUAUAUGCAGAGAAGGGAGAUGGAGCUGCAAAAUGGCAAUAUGUACCUGAGAAACAAGAUAGCUGAGUAUGAGAGAACACAGCAGAUGCCUGUGUUCCCAUCAUCAACAACAGCACUUGGUUUCGAGGUGGUGCCACCUUAUGAUUCCAGAAACAUGUUGCAAGGAAAUACUAUGCAGCCUGAUCAAACUUAUAACCACCAACAGCAGAUCAAUCUGCAACUGGGGUAG